AUGUCCAUCAAGGCCAAGAAGGUGGAGGAGGCUGGCGCCUCCCCCACGCCUCAGGACACCAAGCCCAAGAAGUCGCUGUUCGCUGGCAUCAAGGAUCGGGUAGCUGCUGUGUUCGCGAGCAAUGCUCCCAAAACCGACGAAGAUGGCAACCUGAAGCACCUCUACAAGCCCAAGAUCGCCGAAUCGACGCGGAAACAGCGCGACCGCGCUCUGCUGCUCUGGGACAGAUACAUGCAAGAGUGUCAUGCCGGCGUCAAUGCCGACAAUGUCUGGGUCGACCUCUGCCGGGGCUGUCCCGUCGCCAUCCAGCACUGCUGCACUUUCCUCGAGAUCCACGUCGAGGUGUCCAAGGUGACGCGGGUCGUGCUGGACGACAGAGAGGAGGUAGAGGAGCAGGCCAUCAAAUCCGCUCGCUCGCUCAACACCUUCUGGAAGUCCCUCAUCGCUGCUGCCGACGCUGAAGUCCUCCUGCCCAAGCGCGAGUUGAGCCCGUCCAACCACUGCUCCGUCGAUGAGGGGCCUGUGGCCUUGGUCAGCAACUGGAUCUACCACGAGGGCGCCGAGAAAAUGGGUCUGUCCACGAAGCCCGACUACAGCUGCGCGUCAAAAGUCUGGUUCGCUAAGCGAGAACGCGUUUUUACGCGUCAUCCCACACCAAACUUCCACCCACCUACACAAUGCCGCCACGACGUUCUUUUGGGCAAGAAAUAA
Molecule: messenger RNA, 711 nt
Organism: Trematosphaeria pertusa
Lineage: Eukaryota; Fungi; Ascomycota; Dothideomycetes; Pleosporales; Trematosphaeriaceae
Exons: 2
Coding region: 1-711 (236 amino acids)
Source: RefSeq, a predicted model, not a curated record